UAGCUCCUAUCCUCGCCGUCAAUGGUGUUUUUAUCUCUAAUUCUGCUCCCUUUCCUUCUCCUCCUCCUCUACUUCAUAGUGCGUCCCCGCCCCAUCAACAUCCCAAUCAAUAACCGUCACGUCUUCAUUACGGGUGGGUCAAGCGGCAUCGGUCUAGCCUUAGCUCACCGAGCCGCCUAGGGAGCUCGAGUUUCACUCUUAGCUCGAUCUCUUCGAAAACUCGAAGAAGCCAAGGAUUCGAUUCGUCUUUCCUCCGGUGUCGACGUUUCCAUAUUUUCUGCCGAUGUUCGUGACUACGACGCCGUUCAGAAGGCUGUUAACGAUGCGGGACCCAUCGAUGUCCUUGUAAUUAACCAGGGGGUUUUUGUGCCUCGGGAACUUGAGAAGCAGGGAUUGGAUGAAGUCAAGUUUAUGCUGGAUGUGAAUUUGAUGGGGAGUUUUAAUGUCAUCAAAGCUGCUUUGCCGUUUAUGAAGCAGAGGAUGGACCGUUUGCCCGCUUCAAUCGCUCUUAUUUCUUCCCAAGCUGGUCAGGUGGGAAUUUAUGGUUACACAGCAUACUCGGCCAGUAAAUUUGGGCUUCGGGGACUAGCAGAAGCAUUGCAGCAAGAGGUUAUUGUGGAUAAUAUCCAUGUAUCUGUUGUAUUCCCACCAGAUACUGACACUCGUGGUUUUGAGCAAGAACAAGAAGUUAGACCAGAGCUCACAAAAAUACUAGCGGGCUCCUCUGGUUCAAUGAAAGCAGAUAGUGUUGCCAAGAAAGCUUUAGAUAGCAUCCAAUCUGGAAGUUUCAUUGUCCCUUGUAACUUUGACGGGAACACGCUGGCUAUAGCCACUGCUGGUUUAUCUCCCCAAAGAUCUUUCUUGAUGGCAUCCAUUGAGGUGAUUUUUGCUGGUGUAUUACGUCUUGUAGGAUUAUUUUUCCAGUGGAACUGGUAUCGGUGCAUAGAACAUUGGAAUACAAAGGAAAAGUGUAAGUAAGUUUGCAAAUAAAAGAUUUGUCUAUUUAUACACCAGCGGUAAAGAUAUUUGUGCCGGUUUUAUUGGAAUUAGUUUUGUCUAUUUAGUUCUUUCGAGUUGUUUUUCUCAGAAUCUUAUGUCGAAUGGUCAAGAAGUUUAUUUGGUUAUCUUCAAAUUAAGUCAUCUAUUUUCAAGUAGAAGUAUUUAGAUUGCCCCCCUUAGGAAUCUUGGUUAUUAGAAUAUCGUGUUAGAUUCUUAUCUGUCAUUACUGAAGUUAAAUUUUGACAUUUCCAGUGCCUUCAAUAAUUAGGACAUGUCCUGAAGAGGCUUUCUUCCUUAUGUUUCAUUAUUAAAGCUUUUGUGUGGUAGUAUUUUAAACUACAGCAUCGUGUUUGAAGUUCAAUAUGGUAGAUAGUUUUACUUUCACAUGGAAAUCUUUGCCAAAAAAUAAAAUGAUAAUUUUCCCCUUCUAAAUCAUGAGAACCAAUAAACUAAGAUCGAUAGUGUCUUGUUACCUGC
Messenger RNA from Hibiscus syriacus, 1476 nucleotides. Its product is annotated as 3-dehydrosphinganine reductase TSC10A-like. Gene Ontology annotation, cellular component: endoplasmic reticulum membrane. Gene Ontology annotation, molecular function: 3-dehydrosphinganine reductase activity. Gene Ontology annotation, biological process: sphingolipid biosynthetic process. The record is from RefSeq and is a predicted model, not a curated record. Lineage: Eukaryota; Viridiplantae; Streptophyta; Magnoliopsida; Malvales; Malvaceae.